GCUGCCGCGCCGCGCGCCGUGCCCACCCAGCGCCCCGUGCCGCCGCGCCGCGCGCCGGCCCCUGCUGCGGAGCGAGCCGCGCCAUGACUGCGGAGGAGAUGAAGGCGGAGGGGGCUCCCGUGGAGGGCGCGGACAUCACCCCCAAGAGCGACGGGGGGGUGCUCAAGGUUAUCAAGACGGAAGGAACUGGGACAGAGUCUCCCAUGAUAGGUGAUAAAGUGACUGUCCAUUAUACAGGAUGGCUUCUGGAUGGCACAAAGUUUGACUCUAGCCUGGACAGGAAAGACAAAUUCUCAUUUGAUUUGGGGAAAGGUGAGGUGAUCAAAGCUUGGGACAUUGCUGUGGCAACUAUGAAGAUUGGGGAAAUCUGUCGGAUUACCUGCAAACCAGAAUAUGCCUAUGGUUCCGCUGGGAGCCCCCCUAAGAUACCACCCAAUGCCACACUGAUUUUUGAGAUAGAGCUGUUUGAGUUUAAGGGAGAGGAUCUCACAGAGGAUGAAGACGGCGGAAUAAUCCGAAGAAUCCGUACGAAGGGCGAAGGCUACUCCAAGCCAAAUGAGGGAGCCCUUGUAGAGGUCCAGCUAGAAGGUCGAUAUGGAGAUAGGGUGUUUGACAAGCGGGAGCUGCGGUUUGAGAUUGGAGAAGGAGAAAAUUAUGACCUUCCUCCUGGCCUGGAACAAGCAAUUCAGAGAAUGGAGAAGUCAGAGGAAUCUGUGGUGCAUCUCAAACCCAGCUACGGUUUUGGGAGUGCUGGGAAGGAGAAGUUUCAGAUCCCUCCAAAUGCAGAUCUGCAAUAUGAAGUGAAACUCAAAAGCUUUGAAAAGGCUAAGGAAUCUUGGGAGAUGAAUACAGAAGAGAAGCUGGAACAAAGCUCCAUUGUGAAGGAGAGAGGUACUCAGUACUUCAAGGAAGGGAAGUACAAACAGGCAACAUUACAAUAUAAGAAGAUUGUGUCCUGGCUGGAGCACGAAACAGGCUUCUCUGAAGAGGAUGAUGCAAAGGCCAAGAGCCUGAGGCUUGCUGCCCUCCUUAACCUGGCCAUGUGCCAUCUCAAGCUGAAGGAGUACUCCCUGGCCUUGGAAAACUGCAGCAAGGCGCUUGAGUUGGACAGCAGCAAUGAGAAAGGCCUUUUCCGGCGUGGCGAGGCCCAUCUAGCUGUCAAUGACUUUGAAUUGGCCCGGGCAGAUUUCCAGAAGGUGCUACAACUUUACCCUAGCAACAAAGCAGCCAAAGUGCAGCUACUAGCCUGUCAGCAAAAGAUCCGGGAGCAGCACGAGAGAGAGAAGAAGAUGUAUGCCAACAUGUUCCAGAGGCUUGCAGACAAGGACUCCAAGCAAUCUGCCUUUCCCGAGAGAGUCCUCACCUGAGAGACUUAUGAACAAAUCACUGCACCGAAUUUUUCCGCCUCCAUCUUGCUCCUUGCUGUUGCCUCUGUUAAAGCAGAGACCCCCUCCCAUGAGUAAGUGUUGUAACCUUCCUUGUAUGCCCGUUCUUUGCACAUUGCUGAAGGUGAAGACUGUGAAGUCAAAGCUUAAGCAAUAAAGCAGAAAAACUC
Molecule: messenger RNA, 1555 nt
Organism: Terrapene triunguis (Three-toed box turtle)
Lineage: Eukaryota; Metazoa; Chordata; Testudines; Emydidae
Gene: FKBP4
Product: FKBP prolyl isomerase 4
Exons: 10
Coding region: 84-1367 (427 amino acids)
Molecular function (GO): protein binding; peptidyl-prolyl cis-trans isomerase activity
Source: RefSeq, a predicted model, not a curated record